AUGACAGAUUUGAAUAUAGCAAUUGAAAAUUCUUCUGCUGACGUACGUAGUUCAGAAACACAUGGUUAUAAAUCACGUAAUACUUUACAACGAAAUUCAAUUCUUAUUAGCAAUACUGGAGGUAAUACUGGUACUAAUACUAGUAGAAAUUUUGCUGCUUUACAACAACAUCGUCAAUCAUCAUCUAAUUCUUUUUCUCGAAGUGUACACGAACGUCGUUUUAUUCGAUAUGAAAAUACAUAUCGAAUGGAACCUGAUGACGAACAUAAAGUUGAUUUAGUUCGAAUACGUCAUGUUACAACAAGUGUUAUUGAAACAGUUAUAGCUGGCUAUAAAUAUGAUGCAAAUCAAGCACAACAAUUUGCAGUAGCAUUAGCUGACUUAAUACGCAAUCAAAUGAAACAAUUACCAUUUCCACGUUAUAAAAUUGUGACACAAGUGUGUAUUGGAGAAAAGAAAGGUCAAGAUCUACGUAUUACUAGUCGAUGCAUAUGGAGUCGUAAACAAGAUUGUCAUAUAACAAUUACAAAAGAAACUCCAGAUGUUUAUGUAACGGUGACAAUUUUUUUUAUUUAUACCGAAUAA
Messenger RNA from Rotaria sordida, 585 nucleotides. The record is from the annotation of a GenBank genome assembly. Lineage: Eukaryota; Metazoa; Rotifera; Eurotatoria; Philodinida; Philodinidae.